Molecule: messenger RNA, 1902 nt
Organism: Anthostomella pinea
Lineage: Eukaryota; Fungi; Ascomycota; Sordariomycetes; Xylariales; Xylariaceae
Source: the annotation of a GenBank genome assembly
AUGCGCUCUCUUCUGCUGCUAGGCCUCCUUGGGGCCUCGUUGCCUGUUCACAGUCAUCCCACCCAGAACUUCAAGUCGAACCUUCGACGCCGGACGGUAGACCUCAACGCGUACAGGCUCACGCAGGUUGCCGAGUACAGCAGCAAGGCCGCGACAAGCGCCAACCCGGCCGUCCGUCUCCUAAAGCGUGAUUCGUACGUCGAUACCGCGACCGAGCUCUUGAAGAGCGUUGUGCCCGAGGCCACGUACCGCCUGGUCAGCGACCACUACGUUGGCAACAACGGCGUCGCCCACGUCAACUUCAAGCAGACGGCCCACGGGCUCGACAUUGACAACGCCGACUUCAAUGUCAACAUCGCCGCCGACGGAACCGUGUUCUCGUAUGGUAACUCGUUCUUCACGGGUGCCAUCCCCGAGGACAGUCCGCUGAAGAAGCGUGCUUUCUCGGAUGCCACGCAAGCUCUGACUGGCGCGACCACGAUCCUAGAUCUGCCUGUCACCGGCGAGGCAACAGCUGAGCCCGUCGAGGGCACCGAGACGUACGUGCUCAAGGGAACUUCAGGCGCACAGAAGGACCCGGAGGCUCGCCUAGUCUACCUGGUCAAGUCGGAUGGCGACCUUGCUCUCACCUGGAGAGUCGAGACUGACAUUCUCGACAACUGGCUGCUUUCUUACGUCGAUGCGGCGACGACCCAGGAAAUCCACGGUGUCGUUGACUGGGUUGCCGAGGCGACCUACGAAGUCUUCCCAUGGGGAAUCAACGACCCUGAUGAGGGCUCCCGCGUAGUCAUCGAGGACCCAUGGGACCUCGAAGCGUCCGAGUUCACCUGGCACUCGGACGGAAAAACAGAGUACGAUACCACUCGCGGCAACAACGCCAUCGCGCAGACCAACCCCGACGGUGGAAGCGAUUACCUCAACAACUUCCGCCCUGAGAGUUCGACACUCGACUUCGAAUACGACUGGAGUGCGAGCUUGACUCCGCCAUCGGUCUACGCUGAUGCCUCGGUUACGCAGCUUUUCUACACGGCCAACACGUACCACGACGUCCUGUACGACCUUGGUUUCACCGAGGCCGCCGGUAACUUUGAGACCAACAACGACGGCCAAGGUGGCGUUGGCAACGACUUCGCCAUUCUCAAUUCUCAGGACGGCUCCGGAACCAACAACGCAAACUUCGCGACGCCCCCCGAUGGACAGAACGGGCGCAUGCGAAUGUACCUCUGGACGUACUCCACGCCCCAGAGAGACUGUGCCUUUGAGGCCGGUGUGGUGAUUCACGAGUACACCCACGGAGUGUCCAACCGCCUGACCGGUGGCCCCGCCAACACCAACUGCCUGACGACGACCGAGGCCGGGGGUAUGGGUGAGGGAUGGGGUGACUUCAUGGCGACGGCCAUCCGGCUGAAGGAGGGAGACACUCGCGAGACCGACUACAGCAUCGGCGCGUGGGUCUACAACGACCCCAACGGCAUCCGAAACUACCUCUACUCGACCGACCUGGACGUGAACCCGUACAUGUACACGACGCUGAACACGUACGACGAGGUGCACGACUUCGGUGAGGUGUGGGCGACGAUGCUGUACGAGGUCAUGUGGAACCUGAUCGACAAGCACGGCCUCAACCUCGACGCGAAGCCCACCUUCGACUCGGCCGGGGUGCCGACGGAUGGCAAGUUCUUGACUAUGAAGCUCGUGAUUGACGGCAUGGCCAUCCAACCUUGCAACCCCAACUUCGUCCAAGCCCGAGACGCCAUCUUGGACGCCGACGAUGCCUUGACGGGCGGUGACAACGUGUGCGAGAUCUGGACGGCAUUUGCCAAGAGAGGUCUUGGAGAAGGUGCCGUCUGGUCGCGGACCAACCGCAUUGGAAGCAACGCGAUCCCCAGCGGCGUCUGCUAG